AUGGUUCCGCUCCCGCAGCUGCUUUUUUCAAGAGGCACCCAAAAGGCCAGAGCAGGUCACCGAGCUAUGCCCUCCCUCGUGGAGCAGUUUCGCGCGCAGGAGUCCGUGAGCGGAAAGAUCUCCGUGUCGAUCUACUACUUCAUCCUGAUCUUCGGCGGAAUGACCACCGUCCUGGGUAUGGUUGCUCCGAUUCUUUCGGCAGAUUGCAUGGCUGAUCCGUUUACCACGGAGGGGAUGCCACAACAGGAGCCCGACCAGCUCGUUUGGUUCAAGGCCAUGGGGCGGAUGUGUGGAGCUUUGGGCACCGUGUUCCUCAUCACGGUCUACAUGCUCGGGCAUUCGCUCACGUCGUGCUUCCUGCUGUUUCUCUGGGGAAUCCUCAACUACCUCAACUUUGCUCUGGUCAUACCACAGGACUUCUCGCACGCCGGAGGCUCAGAACAGGCCCUGGUGUGCAUGAGAAAUGUGAGGCAACAAGUUGGAGCCUUCGCGGCCCUGGAGGCUCUGGGGGUCCUGUGUGCCUGGCUCGAAGGUCGGUCAAAGAUAUCAAAGCCUUGCCCCUCCCAGCGUGAGCCCCUCACAUCCCAGGGAAGCUGA
Symbiodinium natans is the source of this 597-nucleotide messenger RNA. The record is from the annotation of a GenBank genome assembly. Lineage: Eukaryota; Dinophyceae; Suessiales; Symbiodiniaceae.